AUGCCCGCGGACAACGACAAAGAGGCCUCCAACCACCUGUCGCCGAAUACAGCGCCCGGCAAUUCCGUAGCUGGGUCGGGAUCUGCAAAUAGUGCCGGCACCUCCAAAAGAGUGAGAAGACCGAAAGCGUGCAAACAGUGCCAUGCACUCAAAGUCCGUUGCACUCCCUUAAACGAAAACGACCCUUACCUGCCUUGCGUUAGGUGUUCAAACUCUGGGAAAGUGUGUGAGAUCGAGGUGGACCAGCCUCGGAAAAGACGCCGCCGGGCUGCGGGCAACGAAACCGUAGCCGAGCUCCAGGAUCAGAUUGCUGAGUUGAAGGAACAGCUCAGGCAGCUGAACGCUCAGCUCCAGCAGCUGCAGCAGCAAGCUCAGCAGAGUCAGAUUAAGCCUCCAAUCAGCCCCAGUGCUGCGCUGAAUGGUACCCCAAGGGUUGGCGUUGCUGCUCAUCAGAACACCCCAACGGAUGAAGACCUGCCUUUUUUUGUUUCAAAAGCGGACUUGGAAAGAGAAAUGACUUUGCUCACUGAAGGCGGCUGCCAUCUCAGUGACAUCAUGAACAUCAUUCAGGAAAGAAACGAUUUCCGAAGGUCUCAAUUUCAGACAAAAAGAGUGAAGGACGUGGUUUCGGCAGGAAUCAUCUCCAAAGAAGAAGCCGCGGCUAGAUUAAACAUCUACAGAACAGAAGUGUACAGCAGGUAUCCAUUUGUGGAAAUUCCGGAGCUGAUUUCUGUGGAUGAGUUCAUUGAGACCUUGCCUUUUCUUUUCAAUACAGUGGUCUCUAUUGCAUCACUAGUGAUAAACCUGUCAACCGACCAAAAACAAUGUCUGCUGGUGGAUAUUUUUGCCAUGGAGGCAGUUUGCAAUGAAGUGCUUGUAUGGGGAAGCAAAAGCGUGGAGCUUAUCAAAAGUCUUAUAUUGCUUUCACUAUGGUACAAUCCCCCAGAGCUUUUCAAGCAGCGCCGUUAUCACAUUCUCAACACUGUUGCUGUGAGUCUUUUACACGAUUUGGGCAUUGUUAGCCGGCCCUCUUACGCCUAUCUGACUGAAAACAGAACCAUAGUCAAACUGCAAGAAGAACAUACAUCCAUAGAAUACCGUGCGUUGAUCAUGAUUUUAUACAUCAGUACAGUGGGAUUUUGUCUCAUACUCCGAAGAAACAUCUACGUCAAGUGGACUCCCUACGUCAAUGAAUGUUGCUCAUUGUUAGAGAAGGAGGGGAACGAAAGGUAUAACGACCUUGCGACCUUCCUGCGACUCAAUCAUGAACUCGAGAGAAUCCACCACAUCGUGCAUUCACCUGAGGCAUCCGAAAAUAGAGCGAAAGUAUCGAAAUAUGUGAUAUCCGAGUUUCAAGUCAUUCUAGGGUCUUUAUUUGGCAGAAUUAACCCAGUGAACUACCUCGGAAGAGCGUACUAUUUCUCUGUUGAAGCAUAUCUCCAUCAGCCAGAUUUUAAUAGUGUUCAAAUCAUCAACGAAGACGGUACUGGAUGUGCCCUGAAGCUAAAUUCGGCAACACUUAAGUCGAUAUCUCAGUGCACAGUUUCCUGUCUCCGUGCUUUGGACGAGGUCGCUAAGCUUAAGCCUGCGGAUAUCGCAGCCUUGCCUUUGGUAUACUCUUCGAGAAUCAUCUAUACGGCUGGCAUGUUACUACGAAUGAGGUACCUAAUCUUAUCAUUACCCUCGUAUAUCGAGAAGGAUUUGGUCCCUCGGUAUGCAAUUCUGUCGAUCCAAAGAUUAAAAAAACUUCUUCAAGUAAGUUCCGAGACCUAUCCGGCGAACAACUUUUUAUUAAAAAUGCGUCUUAUUUUGCAAUUAUUUAUCCAGACAUACGUCACCCAAGUGCUGGACUUGUUGCAAAGCCAUAAUGAGACCCCCAGUCAAUUCAGGCCAGUUUCCAAAGACUUCAGUAAAAAUGAGAGAAGACAAAUGGCUCUUUUGGCUACUGACAUGUAUAAUAUUGGUGGUGGCGGAAUGAUGACAGUCGACUCAGGCCGAUACAACGCUCCAGCAAUGCAUUUGGAUCUACUAUCAUACGCUGCUUCUUUCAGACGGCAAAGUGACGAUGGCGGAAAGGCAAAUGAUGAUCACAAAAAGGAAAAUGGAAUGAAAGGCGGCGAAGCCAUACCUCCUUCGUUACAUAACAGUGAGUUUCGUGAUCCCGUUGGUGGUGUUGGACCUAAAGUACCACAACCAAACUUCCUUCUGCGCCCCAUGAAUCCAGGAGACCCCAAUAGCGUGAAUGCCAGCACUCCUUAUACGAGAGGGGUUGGCGGUGUUCCCUUACCCAUUCCCACCUACAUGCAACAGUCCUACCUGUUUCCAGAGCUGAACAAGCUGUCAACAACUGUCUACGAUAGCAGCAGGAUGGCGCUGAAUGGUUCUCCUAAUCCAUCCCAGAAUGACGGCAUGGGCUAUCAGAAUCCUUCUCUUGACCUGAAUUUGGGAGAGAUUUUGGGCAAAGAUCCCUUUCACAGCAUCAAUGAGGAGUUUUGGCUGAAUUUAUUGAGUGCAGACUCCAAUAAAAUUCACUUUGCGCAAGACAUACCGGGUCCUAAUGACGAAAUCUUCUUCAUGAACUAG
Messenger RNA from Candidozyma auris, 2583 nucleotides. RefSeq names its product War1p (gene WAR1). Lineage: Eukaryota; Fungi; Ascomycota; Pichiomycetes; Serinales; Metschnikowiaceae. Gene Ontology annotation, molecular function: transcription cis-regulatory region binding; DNA-binding transcription factor activity, RNA polymerase II-specific; zinc ion binding. The record is from RefSeq and is a predicted model, not a curated record. The coding region runs from base 1 to 2583 and encodes 860 amino acids. Gene Ontology annotation, biological process: regulation of DNA-templated transcription. Gene Ontology annotation, cellular component: nucleus. The transcript has a single exon.